AUGGAUGCAACUAAUAAUCUUGUCGUAAAAACCGGAUGGCUCACCAAACAAGGCGGCUUCAUAAAAUCCUGGAGAAAGAGAUGGUUUGUUUUAUUAGGACGAACUCUCUAUUAUUAUACUGAACCUGGUAAAAAAGAGUCAGGCCGUAUUUUCGUAGAUCAAGCCACAGCAGUAGAAAAAGCCCCAGAAGUUUCCCGUCAACCAGCAUUCAAAAUUGUCGUUCCAAGACAGAGAACUUAUUAUAUUGUUGGCGACAAACAAGAAGAAGUUGAUGAAUGGAUAUCGACGCUACAGAUUGCCAUGAAAGGUGCUAAACCACCGGACCCAACUCAUAUUAGUGAAGAUGAUUUCCAAAUUUUGAGCGUUCUUGGCAGAGGUACCUAUGGCAAAGUUCAGCUUGUCAAGUACAAGAAGACCGGUCAGAUUUUCGCCAUGAAAUCCAUGUCAAAGAGACUUCUUGAAGAAUUCGAUCAAAUCGAACAAAUUUUAACAGAAAAGAACGUCCUUCUCAAAUCUACAUUCCCAUUCCUCGUUUCAGCCCACUUUACAUUCCAAAACGAAGACAAGAUCUUCAUGGUUAUCGAUUACGUUCCUGGCGGCGAAUUAUUCUCCCGCCUUAAAGAAGAGCAGAAGUUCAGCGAGAAUCGCGCCAGGCUUUACGCUGCUGAAAUUGCCCUUGGUCUUGGACAUCUCCAUAGCCUCGGAUUCGUUUAUCGCGAUCUUAAGCCAGAAAAUAUUUUGGUGGAUGAAAACGGUCAUCUUAAAAUCACAGAUUUCGGUCUUGCAAAGGGCAAGAUGGGAACAAACACAACUACAUCAACGUUCUGCGGCACUCCGGAGUAUAUUGCUCCAGAAAUUCUUCAACAAUUUCCAUAUACAAAAGCCGUUGACUGGUGGAGCUUCGGCAUUCUCCUCUUCGAGAUGCUCACAGGUCUCCCGCCUUUCUACGACGAAAACAUGACAAAGAUGUAUCGUUCAAUUAUUAACGACCCAAUUUCAUAUCCGCCAUAUCUUUCACCAAACGCAUGCAGCUUACUCUCAAAGCUUCUCGAAAGAGAUCCAAAUCUACGUCUCGGAGGUGGAGAUAGAGAUUUUGAGGAGAUUAAGGAACAUCCAUUCUUCGCAUCACUCGACUGGGACGACGUAAUUGCUAGAAAGACUACACCAGAGUGGAUUCCACCGCUUACAUCCGUUUCCGACGUUUCUCAUUUCGAUCAACAAUUUACUACAGAAAGUAUCGCUGCUUCUAUUGAAACAGGACCAUCCCUCAGUAAUGAAACACAGAAAGUUUUCGUUGGAUUUACAUGCGUUGAUGAAUCUAAAUUAUCAUUGCAAUAA
Trichomonas vaginalis G3 is the source of this 1338-nucleotide messenger RNA. Its product is annotated as STKc AGC domain-containing protein. NCBI's taxonomy places the organism in Eukaryota, Parabasalia, Trichomonadida, Trichomonadidae. Gene Ontology annotation, biological process: protein phosphorylation. The record is from RefSeq and is a predicted model, not a curated record. The coding region runs from base 1 to 1338 and encodes 445 amino acids. Gene Ontology annotation, molecular function: ATP binding; protein serine/threonine kinase activity. The transcript has a single exon.